This is a messenger RNA of Contarinia nasturtii (swede midge), 2715 nucleotides long. RefSeq names its product BRCA2-interacting transcriptional repressor EMSY-like. Lineage: Eukaryota; Metazoa; Arthropoda; Insecta; Diptera; Cecidomyiidae. The transcript has 6 exons. The record is from RefSeq and is a predicted model, not a curated record. Gene Ontology annotation, cellular component: nucleoplasm. Gene Ontology annotation, biological process: regulation of DNA-templated transcription. Bases 431 to 2641 code for a protein of 736 amino acids.
AUUCUAAAUUGAAACAUUUCAAAUUUACUAAAUGUGUGAAAGAAACAAUAUAUUCGUGCUUUACGGACGGAACUCUUGAAGUAUCGAAAAAAAAAAUUCUCAUUCUUUCGCUCAAUCAAUUUAAUUACUGAUUCUACAUCAAUUACUACAAUUCUAUUUAUGGAAAACCAUUUUACAUGAGAAAAAACCGCGAUCAUUUUCAAUAUGCGAAUAAAACGAAUCAGUUCAGAUUUUUAGAUUAGCUAUAGAAAACAAAUUGUUAAUAUUACUGUGCAUGAUCAAUAUAUAUUUCUUAAAACGGACAGACAAAGACACAAGACCGACAAAAUUGUGUGGUUUUUAUUGACGAUAGCAAAAAUAAGACAAUUUAAAUAAGGUGUUGGUAAUUAAAUUUACAACAUUGGACCAUUGAGAUUAAAAUAGCCAAAUAAUGUGGCCAAAACUUUUAGACUUAACACAUGAUGAAUGCCGAGGUGCACUGAGGCGUUUGGAAUUAGAGUCCUAUUCGAAUGUGGUUGGUGCAUUCCGUGCUCAAGGAACAUUGAAUGAGAAUAAAUUAAGAAUUUUAAAAGAUUUACGAGAAGCAUUUCAUAUAUCUGAUGCACGACAUAAAGCCGAAGUUCGACGGGUCGUUAACGAUGAAUCUCUCUCAACUAUAGCAAAAACGAUUUAUGGACCAAAUAGUGAAAUCGAAUGGAAUAAAGAAGGUAGUCGAGGUUUUUUGAUAAUUAAUCGCAAACCAUCUCAGACAGCGUUGUCAGUUGUUGCUGAUAAAGCCAGUGAAUUGGGCGCAACACUCAAUAAAUACUUACAACAUCCCACUGAGACAACGAGAGAUCGUUUACUUAAUGUAGAUAAUGAUGUUAGCACAGUGGAUAAAAUUGUGACCAGCGAUCCAAGUAUCCCAAAAGUAAAGACUAAACAAGAGAAACCGGUUGUCAUUCCGGCAAAAAAAUUGGAUGGAAAUCUUGUAGAAAUGAGUGCACCGGCAGUAUCAAAAAAGAGAGAUUCAAUAAAACAUCAAACUGUCACAACAGAGCAUCCAGCCUUGAAAAGCCCUUCCAAUGCACCACCAGGAACAACUGGAACAACAGUAGUAGCAACAGCACCAGCGCCAAUUGAAAGUAAAUCAAUUCAAUUACCGAAAGUGGAACAUGUACAAAUGCCCAAACCAAUAACAGCAAAUAGCCGUCGACGCAAAAGUACAACGUCAUUGGUAAAUAUUGAUGGUUCACCACAGCCAAAAGCCAUUCUUAUCACGAACCGAAGGGACACAAUAACUGAAACAAACUCAAGAUUCCUGGAACCGCUCGAACCACAAGCUCUAUCAAAACUGACGACACCGCUGUCGACACAGGCUCAACAUCAACUACAACCACCGUCACAUCAACAACAACGACAACAGCAACAACAGCAACAACAGCAACAACAGCAACAACAGCAACAACAGCAACAACAGCAACAGCAGCAACAUACAAUAAAAUCCAUAUCAAAACCGACGAUUGUAAACGAAGUUCGAUUGAUUUCAAAAGAAACAGCGGAUAAAAGAGAGAGUAUCAUUCGUCAGACGAAAACACAGAGUCCAAUAUCGGUGCAUCGAACGCUACCAUCGAACGAACCCAAUGUACAAGUAAUCGAAGCGAUCUUACCAUCAAAUGUGGAGACGAUCAAAGGUACACGAAAUGUUUUGGAUGCAAUAAGCAAAGGCGCCCAACUCGUUAAAGUCAUCGAAUCAAAAGUAGUUGUUAAACAACCACAACAGCAACAGCAAAGGACGGUCACAGCAACGAUACAAGCUCAACCAAUGAUCAAAGCAUCUCCAGUUAUAUCAACUUAUAUGCCAGUUAAAGUAUCUGCUGUAGACUAUCAAACGCCCAAGGCGCAUAAAUUUCAGGUCAUUGCAACAGAUACAGCAACAACAACAACAACAACCACACCGCAAAUUGUAAACAAUGUAAAUGUAAUUCAACAUCAAAAGCAGCAGCAGCAACAACAACAACAACAGCAACAGCAACGGACGGUCACAGUAACGAAUCACAAAAAUGACAUUAUCUCAAUACCGACCGCACGUAAUCCAAAUAUUGUAAAAACCAGUGACAAAAUAAUGCAUAUAACGUCGCCUCAUCUGCCUACACAAAAUGUGCAACAGAAAAAUUAUAUUAAAAAAUCGAUAAAUGUUGCCAAUCUACAAGGGCAGAAUCUAGGGCAGAAUCUUUUGAAAUAUCCACCAAAGCAUAUUCUUCAAAUGUUACAAUCAACGUCAAAUCCGCGACCGGUGAGCGUUUAUCCAAAAACGACCAUUUUAAAAGCCGUUCCAGCACAAAUGCCAACAAUCAACGAACUUCAGGCACAAGAAUAUGUAUACGAAGAAGAGGUAAACAAUUGGCAACAUUUCGAUCCAACGCGCAUCGAUCAACCCAAUGGCUAUGUUAAAAUUGUACGAAAUCAAUCUGUAAACAAUGGACGAGACUAUCAAAAGCAUUCAAAUGUUCUAGCCGACAAUGUAAUUUACGACGAGGAUAUUAUAACCGAAGAAUACAUCACCACUGAAGAGUAUGACGAUGCCGACAAUGUCAUUGAACUAGACGAAGAUGAAGAUGAUGAUGUUAUUUUGGUUAGUGAUAAUCUCAGAGCAUCAUAAAAUUACAAAAAAAAAAAAACACUCACACAGAUGACGAUAAAACGAGAUAAGGAAUAAAAUUGAUAAUAAAUAAA